This is a messenger RNA of Daldinia decipiens, 538 nucleotides long. RefSeq lists its product as uncharacterized. The transcript has a single exon. Lineage: Eukaryota; Fungi; Ascomycota; Sordariomycetes; Xylariales; Hypoxylaceae. The coding region runs from base 119 to 397 and encodes 92 amino acids. The record is from RefSeq and is a predicted model, not a curated record.
AAUCUUCCCUCCGCAACCAAAGGACCCAAGACCCGGCAGUACCACGUCGUAGUGGACAUCCUAGCUGGCUAGCUUGGCUUAGGUUCGGUUUCUGGAGCGGCGGUAAUGGUAGUAGUACAUGAUUAAAAAGGCAGACGACCCCAUUGGCGACACAUCCGAGCGAGGACUGACCUCACGAACUGCUAUUGUUACUAUUAUUGCAGUCUGUAGUUGUUUGUUUGGCUGUUUGUUUGUCGUUGCCAGGUUUUUAAGAAACUAUAUCAAAAUACCCAAGUACCUCACUUUUUUUUUUUUUUGGUGUACUCUUGACCUUCCAACUGGACCUACCUUUUUUUUUUAUAGAGAAGAUCAGAAAAAAAAAGGGAAAGUGAGGGGCAGUAGGGUCCUUCUAAGUUAAGGCUCAAUACCUUAUUCUUGUCGUCUUACCUCACUUAGGAAAUUACAUACCAAUAAGCGGUUUCCUCAACUCAAAUUUACAAGCAAAGAAAGGGAAAAUACAUACGUCUUCAAACCUACCUUUGCCCUAUAGCAUCAAAGU